This is a messenger RNA of Prorocentrum cordatum, 1125 nucleotides long. The record is from the annotation of a GenBank genome assembly. Lineage: Eukaryota; Dinophyceae; Prorocentrales; Prorocentraceae.
UCCCCCUCCUCCCGAGACCCACGUGGACAAGACAGUGAUCACAGUCUCUGCUGCGCCGCCUCUCGAAUUGCGUUUGCCGCCCGACUUGUUGUACACAACGGCCUCUAUGAAAAAACCAAUACCUUCGGAUGUCUGGGGAGAUCAAGCUGAGAGGUCGCUGGCAUUGCGACUCCAGCGUGAGGCGUUACCAGAAGGAGGGGCGCGUGGGCGAGCAGCUGCAGCGGCUGUCCCCAGGCGUCCGCGCGAGGGCGGUCGUGGCGGCGACACAGCUGCCGACUUGCCUCGCGAGGCCUUCGCUCGCGCCUUGGCCAGCCGGGGUGCCCGCCUGGUCCAGCCGCAGGUCUUUCUAGAGCUGUUCAGCGGGCAUGGCGGGCUCUCGCGGGCGCUGCGUGAGAGGGGCUUCGCCGUGCUCGAGUGGGAUAUCUGCCGUGGGCCAGCCUGGGACCUUUCGGCAAGGAGGGCCCAGAAGCUCGUGAGAGGCUGGCUCUUGGCCGGACAGGUCUGGGGAGUGUUCAUGGGGACGCCGUGCCAGACGUGGACGAGGGCCAGGGACACGGGGCCGCUGCGAGAGCUAGGUCAAGCUGGACCACAGCUCCCGUCGCGGCUCCGAUCUGACCAGCAUCUGAUGGGGCUCCCUGAGGUCACUCAUCCUGCCGAUGUGCAGGCCAUUCGAAUUGGUAAUGUUCUUGCCGGUUUCUGUUGCAGUAUUUUUGAGCUGAUGCACCUGCUCCAGCGCCCGGUGGCGCUGGAGAACCCUGCACGUUCGCGUCUCUGGCUGCUGCCUCGUCUCAAAAAAGCCGCCGCAUGGAGUACGAGCCACUUCGUGUAUACUGACAUGUGCCAAUGGGGGACACCCUGGAAGAAGCCCACCAGAAUUUUAGGGGACCGCGUGUCUCUGCAUUCUGUUGCCCGUGAAUGUCAUGGCAAGCUGUGCUCUCGCACAGCGAAGAAGCACACAUCAAUCCAUGGCCUCGCACAAGGAGGCGGCUUUAAGACAAAAGCCGCUCAGCAGUACCCUCCAGCUUUGUGCAAGGCCCUUGCUCGUUGCCUCGAUCACGCUCAUGGCAGUUCAAAGACAAUUGCAUUGACCAGUCUUUUCGUUUGACGGUGAAUAAUUCAGCUUUG